Molecule: messenger RNA, 828 nt
Organism: Fundulus heteroclitus (mummichog)
Lineage: Eukaryota; Metazoa; Chordata; Actinopteri; Cyprinodontiformes; Fundulidae
Exons: 8
Coding region: 10-828 (272 amino acids)
Source: RefSeq, a predicted model, not a curated record
ACAACAACCAUGUCUACGACAACAGCUGCAACAACAUUUACAACAACUCCUCCAGUCGUUCGUCAAUACCUGCUUUCCUUUGAGCUGAAAACCAAAGAUGUCAGAGCUGUAGAGCAGUUGAGAAACUUCAACUACACCAUCAGCACCAACAGUCUGAUACAGAUCACUGGUGUUAACAUCUCUACAGUGUGCUCCCCCAAUAACACAACCUACCAGUGCAGAUGUGAGGAUCAGUAUGGCUGGCCUUGUGACAUGUGCUCCACUUUUGGCAAAUGCAGCGACAUUCUGGACAAUACCUGUGGAUGUAUCAAUGCACUUCCUCCAAAUAACACUUACUGCCAGCCACUAUCAGAUCUUGACUCCUGCCCAACACAACCACCAACAACUGCAGUUCCCACAACAACCAUGUCUACGACAACAGCUGCAACAACAUUUACAACAACUCCUCCAGUCGUUCGUCAAUACCUGCUUUCCUUUGAGCUGAAAACCAAAGAUGUCAGAGCUGUAGAGCAGUUGAGAAACUUCAACUACACCAUCAGCACCAACAGUCUGAUACAGAUCACUGGUGUUAACAUCUCUACAGUGUGCUCCCCCAAUAACACAACCUACCAGUGCAGAUGUGAGGAUCAGUAUGGCUGGCCUUGUGACAUGUGCUCCACUUUUGGCAAAUGCAGCAACAUUCUGGACAAUACCUGUGGAUGUAUCAAUGCACUUCCUCCAAAUAACACUUACUGCCAGCCACUAUCAGAUCUUGACUCCUGCCCAACACAACCACCAACAACUGGUGAGAAAUACAAAACUAUUUAUUCUACAACUUUCAAAACAUAG